AUGUUGGGUGGACCAAGUACAGAUGAUGCAGAGAUGAGCAAACGAAUGGCUGAUUUGCAAGUUAAAUCAAGUUUUAUUCAAUUUAUUAUCUCAGUUGGACUUAUUAAUUUAGCUCCAUAUGUUAUUGAAGCAGUCAUGGGCGAAAAAAUGUCUCUAUCAAAAGUACCAGUACAUAAAUGCUUAGAAAAACUUCAAUGGCUUUUAGGUGUUUGGCGUUCGGAAUCAGCUACAAUUCAACUUGAAGGAAAAUCGUUUGCUUACUUAAGUGAAUUGAAAUGUGAACAUGUUGGUCAACCGAAUUUUAUUCUUCAUAUCAAUGCAUUUAACGUUCAACCAUUACCAAAUAGUGAUCCAUUAUCGACAUGGUCAAAUGCAAAGGAAUUAAAACCAUUUCAUCGUGAAAUGGGUUUUCUACGUGUCAAUCCAAACGAUGAAGCAUCUACAAAUAUUUCAUAUUUAAAUGUACAAAAUGUUGGCUUAGCUAAUGUUGAAGAAGGAGAUAUUAAUGGACAAAGUUUUGUUGUUAAAACUCAAUCUAUUGGACGUUCAUGUUUCAAUAAAGAUCCAAGCGUUCGAUUACUUCGCCGGGAAUAUUUAUUAGAUGAAAAAGAUUCAAAUAUACUUUCUGUUAAAGUUUUUAUGAGUACAAGUCGUAUGGAUGACAACGAACAGCCAUUUGAACAUUUAACAAUACAAUAUCGAAAAGUAUCAAAUGAAUAA
Messenger RNA from Rotaria socialis, 720 nucleotides. The record is from the annotation of a GenBank genome assembly. NCBI's taxonomy places the organism in Eukaryota, Metazoa, Rotifera, Eurotatoria, Philodinida, Philodinidae.